Drosophila novamexicana is the source of this 2005-nucleotide messenger RNA. Its product is annotated as trypsin-1. Gene Ontology annotation, cellular component: nucleus; cytosol. The transcript is spliced from 2 exons. The record is from RefSeq and is a predicted model, not a curated record. The coding region runs from base 81 to 1370 and encodes 429 amino acids. Gene Ontology annotation, molecular function: serine-type endopeptidase activity. Gene Ontology annotation, biological process: NAD-cap decapping; proteolysis; nuclear-transcribed mRNA catabolic process. NCBI's taxonomy places the organism in Eukaryota, Metazoa, Arthropoda, Insecta, Diptera, Drosophilidae.
UGCCAGUGUAUUAAAGACUUCGACUAUUCGAAGAUAUUUAUAUGCUUUUUUCCUUAUUUAUAAAAUAAAAAAAAACACGAAUGAAAGACAGCAGCAAAAUGUUCAUAGAGAUUCAGCAUUCCAAUCAGUACAAUGGCAAUAACCUUUGGUGGGUCCGGUUUGGUGGCUGGUCUAGCCUGUUCUGCAGCCGGUUGAGGUUCAGGUUCAGUUGCAGGGUUCUUUUAGCUUGGCUUCUUGCUGCCAGUGGCAAGGAUGCACCAAUUCAGUUGCCAAUUGCCAGUUGGCCAGAAAAGUUCGUUGCAGAAAUGAGAUACAUUUGCUUGCUGUCAUUGCUGGGCCUCACCCUGGCCACGCCCAGUCUGCGCAGCGCCUCGGAGCCAGCCAAGAUUCUGGAGUCUCUAAGCAAUUUGCGACAGAACAGCUUCCUCGACUGGAUCGUGUCCAUAAUAGGCCCAGAGUACGCAGCAACUAGUGUGCCCGCCAAGCGGGAGUGUCCAGCCUGUGCUUGCGGCAACAUCAAUACGCGUCAUCGCAUCGUUGGUGGCCAGGAGACAGAGGUGCACGAAUAUCCCUGGAUGGCCAUGCUCAUGUGGUUUGGCAGCUUCUAUUGUGGAGCCUCUCUGGUUAACGACCAGUACGCCGUGACGGCGGCACAUUGCGUCAAUGGCUUCUACCAUCGCCUGAUCACUGUGCGCCUCUUAGAGCACAAUCGCCAGGACAGCAACGUCAAAAUUGUGGACAGGCGUGUGGCUCGCGUCCUUGUGCACCCCAGCUAUAGCACACAGAACUUCGACAGCGACAUUGCCCUGAUUCGCUUCAAUGAGCCAGUGCGUCUUGGUAUUGACAUGCAUCCCGUUUGCCUGCCGACGCCCACGGAAACGUUUGCUGGCCAAACAGCCGUGGUAACGGGUUGGGGUGCGCUCAGUGAGGGAGGACCCAUAUCCGAUACCCUGCAGGAGGUGGAGGUGCCUAUACUGUCACAGCAAGAGUGCCGCGACACCAACUAUGGAACAGCCAAGAUAACCGACAACAUGAUUUGUGCCGGUUACGUGGAGCAGGGCGGCAAGGACUCCUGCCAGGGCGACAGCGGUGGACCGAUGCAUGUCAUUGGCGCCAGGCAAACCUAUCAACUGGCGGGCAUUGUGUCAUGGGGCGAGGGCUGCGCCAAGCCGCGAUCACCCGGAGUUUACACGCGCGUAAGCAACUUCAACGAAUGGAUUGAAGCAAACACUCGCGAUUCAUGCGCCUGCAGCCAGGAUAAUGAAGCGGCUACACCUGAAGCUGUCAACAGCACUACACAGCAACCAGAGAUGGCCACAGCUGAGACCAGUCAAGGUCCAGAAGUGCCCGAAGCCGAUGUUCUUUCUUAAAAUUUGAUUUAGAAGAAAAUGUUUUUCGAAUAAAGGCAACGUCCACAAUAAUAUGUUUGAGAACCUUCCUUUUGUAACGUAGAAACUCAUAAACACACUUUUCUAUCCAUUUGCAAUACUAUUAAAUACCGUUUUUAAACGACUGUCCAACACUGUCUUUUGACAUCUCAAUGGAUUCAUAAGUAUAAUUUCGUCGCUGCACUGCCUAUUCCCAUUUAAGAACUUGACUGGGCGAUACAGGAAUUAUCAUGGAUUCCCGCACUAAAGUUAUUUUUAAGAUUGAUGAAUAUAUACAAAAAUAUAAGAAACAAUAUAAAAAAAAUUGCAAAGUCCUUACGCUAGAGCCUAAAGUAAUUGGUUGCUUCAGCGUGAGCAGCGAACGCUUCUAUAGUUCCGAUACAAAUGAACUGAAGUUUCUUGUAAUACCUGGCCCGGGACUUUUUCCCUUGAAUCUUAAUAGGCAACUAGUUUCACCUGAUGAGCACCAGCAUCAUGCUGAGUAUUUAGAUAAUAUGUUGUACUUUAUCAGAGACCAUCCCGAUAAAAUGGUCAAAAUGUCUUCGGGUCUUGGUUCUGUAGUGCAGGCGGAUAUUGUUACUCAGCAUGAACUGUUGCAAACCCUGAUGCGUACGCCC